Messenger RNA from Babesia ovata, 639 nucleotides. RefSeq lists its product as uncharacterized. The transcript has 3 exons. The record is from RefSeq and is a predicted model, not a curated record. NCBI's taxonomy places the organism in Eukaryota, Apicomplexa, Aconoidasida, Piroplasmida, Babesiidae. The coding region runs from base 1 to 639 and encodes 212 amino acids.
AUGGUAAGUGGUCCUCACGUGACUGCCGCGUCGGCGUCUAGAGGUUACGACGAUGCCGAGCAUUACGUGACGUAUUCGAAUAUCAAUGGAAACGGCCAACAUACGGUCUCCGUUAGCCGUCAGGCGCAUCCGAGUCGCUCCCCUGGCAUUUUUGGCGUCGGCGUACGCAGAUUCUCUACGACCGAUGGGACGUCGACACCCAUAUCGUGGUACUAUUCGGUACCUGACUCCAGAUCCGGCAAUGGCUCAGUGACACCAAUGAGUGAUACACCGUACGAGCAUGAAGUGAUCCUGCGGAGCUACUUCUACGGCCAGCUGGCUGACGUUAUGAGACGUUCGAUUUGGUGGACUAUUAUGGGUGUGAUGAUUGCCAGCCUAACGCAACAGCACAAUUCAAUCACAACGAGUCGUACAAUAUUCAACGCAGCGGUGCUGUUCGGUUCGCUGUUCGCUGACCUGAUUGCGGAGAGCAUGACUAUUCGAAAACUGUUGUGUUCGACUCUCCUGUGGCGCCUAUCGAUCUGGGCAAUAUUUCUGCCUGCUUCGUAUUGUUUCUUCGUGGUCGGGAAUAUUUUCAUGGUGCUGCUUGCUGGCGGUUAUGUUGGAUGGCUUUCAAGAGGCCUUAUCCAACACGUCUGA